AUGCCAUCCAGACUGAGGAAGACCUGGAAACUUCGGGGCCACAUGAGCCACGGCCAUGGCCUCAUCGGCAAGCACAGGAAGCACCCGGGAGGCCGAGGUAAUGCUGGUGGCUUGCAUCAUCACAGGAUCAACUUCAACAAAUAUCACCCAGGUUACUUUGGGAAAGUUGGUAUGAGGCACUACCACUUCAGGAGGAACCAGAGCUUCUGCCCCACUGUCAACCUGGAUAAACUGUGGACCUUGGCCAGUGAGCAGAUGCGGGUCAAUGCUGCCAAAAACAAGACCGGAGCGGCUCCCAUCAUUGAUGUGGUGCGAUCGGGCUACUACAAAGUUCUGGGGAAGGGAACGCUCCCAAAGCAGCCUGUCAUUGUGAAGGCCAAACUCUUCAGCAGAAUUGCUGAGAAGAUUAAGAGUGUUGGUGGGGCUUGUGUGCUGGUAGCUUGA
Phyllostomus hastatus (greater spear-nosed bat) is the source of this 444-nucleotide messenger RNA. RefSeq names its product 60S ribosomal protein L27a-like. Lineage: Eukaryota; Metazoa; Chordata; Mammalia; Chiroptera; Phyllostomidae. Gene Ontology annotation, molecular function: structural constituent of ribosome. The record is from RefSeq and is a predicted model, not a curated record. Gene Ontology annotation, cellular component: cytosolic large ribosomal subunit. The coding region runs from base 1 to 444 and encodes 147 amino acids. The transcript has a single exon.